GCACAGAUACUCAAAAUGAUUCCAGCGCGGGCGUUGUUGACGUUUAUUUUGCCGGUUGUUGUAUUUUCCAAUGAAAUCGCUUUUGAUGGUUUAAAUGUUUCUACCGAUACAAAAAACCCAGUUUUACGAAAUACUAUUAAUUCAGAAUUGGUCGACAGAAGUGCCACGAGACUCGAGCCGGUUUAUCCUAAUAUUUGGUUAGCCGAUCUCUUUUAUCAAUCAUUGGUUGGGUUUUCCGUCACAGAUGUUGGAAGUUCCGCAUGUCGACUGCAAUCAAAAUUGUACUUAAGCCAUUUAAAAAAUAACUCCUACUGGGCAGUAAAAAUGUCUGACUCAUGGCCUAGAUACCUGAACGGAUUAUUAAUAGGCAACACACAUCACAUUGGCGUUUAUGACGAGUGCAUCAGUGUGCAUCAGCCUAUUCAAGGAAAAUAUUGUAUGUCAACAAUAGAACUUCAGACUUCAACAAACGAAAACUUCACCCAGUACAGUAAAGAUGAGUACGCAAGUUUCGAUAACGCAUGGCAAGAAAUACUUGGGUUUAUCGAUUAUGGUGACCGGUAUAAAAGAAAUGUUAUCAAUCUCGGCGUCUGUAUACCAGAAGCGUGUUCAUCCGCAGAUCUUGAAGUUUCAUUACAAAGAGAACUCGAUCGUAUAUUCCUGUCUCAUCAACUAAAAGCGCAAGUCAAAGUUAAACCGGAUUUAUGUAACACUAACAAGCAUUUUUUCCCUUACGACACAGGAUAUUAUGUAACUUGCGGGUUUUUUGGCUUGCUGAUUUUGAUUGUAUCAUUUUCGACGACUUAUCAUUUAGUAGCCCUACGCAAUGGUCGUGAAAACCAACCGUCGCAAAAUUUGGAAGUACUAAAUAUGUUUUCGGUAAUAAAAAAUGGAAAUGAUCUUAUCAAAUAUAAUAAGGACAAUGAGCUCAAUAUCUUUAAUGGUUUGGUGUCAAUCCAAAUGAUGUCGAUCGUAAUAGGACAUGGACGUCUAAUUGGUAUCAAUCAUCCGCGGUUGUACCCAAAACCAGUUGAAGAGAUUCAUCAAGAUACCCACAACAAUUUGGUAUUAUCAUUCAAUAAUGCAAUUGACUCUUUUAUAUUUAUAUCUGGUUACUUAUUAUACAUGACAACUAUUAAUAAGCUCAGAAAACCCGGAUGUGAUUGGUUUCAAAUCACAAAGAUAAUUAUCUAUAAAUAUCUGAAAUCACUACCGGUUCAUGUCACAAUGAUAAUUCUUACAAUAUUUAUUGUCCCCCAUAUGGGAAAUGGACCUUUUUGGGCAAACCAAAUGGGUGUGGAAGCAAACCAAUGUAAAAAAUAUUGGUGGACUAAUCUAUUAGUUAUAAAUAAUUUUGUCGAUGGAGAAAAACAAUGUCUCUACGCCGGUUAUUUCAUUUCGUUACAACUACAGUUAAUGGUUAUUGGAAUUAUGGUCGUUUACAUUUAUGGAAAAAACCGCAAAAUCGGCAAUGUUAUAAUAGCCUUGCUGAUUACCGUAUCAUUAAUCAUUCCGUUUGCUAUAACUUACUACUCGAAAUCAGAAGGAAUUACUAAAUUCAAUAUAUCGUUUUCGUUAAAUUUAUUUCAAUCAAGUAGUUCGGCCUCAUAUCAUUUCACGUACCUAUACAGCCGAUUUUAUGUACGGGGUUUACCAUUUUAUAUUGGACUGUUAGCUGGUGAUAUUGUCGAAGUUUUAAAAAAAAAACAAGUCAAAAUGUCUAAGACAACUACUUUUAUAACUACUCUAGUAGCCUUUGGUCUUUACAUAUAUGUCCAAUUGUACAGUAAUGUAUUCUUUAAAAGACAUAGGGAUUACAAUGCAAUUGAGUCAUCUAUUUAUUCAAGCCUUAACCAUCUAAAUACGCCCUUACUUUACAUGUGGAUCGCUAUCUGUCACACUACUUCUAGUUAUGGAUUUCUAGAAAAAUUGCUUAACAAUCGAUUCACUAGUUUAUUACACAAACUCUCAUAUUCACUAUACCAGGUCAAUAUUACCGUAAUAUUAAUGAUUAUUUUUUCUGCGCGGGCAUCCGAAGUUUCCUCAACACAAAUACUCGUAAUAAAAUCAAUUUAUAUAAUAUUUACGGUAUAUAUAGCGGCUGUUGUGUUGCAUUUUCUUGUUGACGCGCCGUUUGGUUUAUUGAUAAACAGAGUUAUUUUUGGAAGAAGACCUAGCACAAAAUCAAAAGAAAAUUGACACUAAAUGAAUUCAUAAAAAUAUUAUCAAAAUUACAGAAUCAAAAUUCAGAAAGUUUUAAAUGUUCAACCCAAUCAAUUUUGGAUAUUCAUUAAUGAUAUAAGCAAAAAUAAUUUCUUACCUAAUAGUAUGAGUCCUGAGUUGUUUAAUGCCAAGUGUAUUUCUAAAAAAUUGUAACUUUGUUCUUUCCCAUCCUUUAUUGUACUUGUCUAAUUUAGCACUCUCCAACGGUAUUAUCCCUGAUGCAUGGAAAACUAGUACUAUAACUAAUUUACUUCUUAUCAAACUUUUGUAUCUGACGCCCUUUCAAAUGGAUCAAAUGUCGAGGUUAUAUACACCGAUUUGACUAAGGCAUUCGAUAAAAUUAAUCAUAAAAUCAUAUUUAGAAAAUUUAAACAGAUUGAUAUUUGUAGCUAUUUUCUAUCCCGGCUUGUAUCUUUCAUUGAACAUCGUUGCCAAAUAGUAGCUUUUAUUUUAUCUAACCAUACAAGUAACUAACUAUGCACCCCUAACUAACUAAUAUCCCCCUCCCCAAGCAUCAAAACGAUGAAAACCAUAAAUGAAUUAUAAAUAAGAUGUUCAUCUCACCAAACUUUUCUCAUUUGCAACUUAUUGUAAUUGAAUACUAAAUAAUUUAUAGCUAAAUAUAGUAUGUAAUAUUUUAUCUUUAUAUUGUUUUAUUUUAUUUAUCAUACUAUUGUUACACCUCUAUCGUAGAAUACAUUUUCUAUAAUAGCUUUAUUAUAAC
This is a messenger RNA of Adelges cooleyi (spruce gall adelgid), 2947 nucleotides long. Its product is annotated as O-acyltransferase like protein-like. The transcript is spliced from 13 exons. The coding region runs from base 16 to 2199 and encodes 727 amino acids. Gene Ontology annotation, molecular function: acyltransferase activity, transferring groups other than amino-acyl groups. The record is from RefSeq and is a predicted model, not a curated record. NCBI's taxonomy places the organism in Eukaryota, Metazoa, Arthropoda, Insecta, Hemiptera, Adelgidae.